Molecule: messenger RNA, 1668 nt
Organism: Fusarium venenatum
Lineage: Eukaryota; Fungi; Ascomycota; Sordariomycetes; Hypocreales; Nectriaceae
Source: RefSeq, a predicted model, not a curated record
AUGUCUUGUCGUUCACAGCUCUUCCGCGCCCUCAGAGCGCCCACCUCUGGUAGCAGGAGGACUGCUUCUCUGAGGGCCAAUGCUCUUGGUAGAGGCAUCGUCCACUCCCAAUCGCCUUUCCGAUGCCUCUCCACCACAGCCGCGAGGCUCGUUACUCCCACGCGGGCUCAGCAAGGCAAGCUAACGUCCGAAAUGUACCCGCAGCUCGAGCGCGACUCAAGGUUCGCUCAAGUGACGCCUGAGCAUGUCGCGCGCUUCCGAGAGAUCUUGGGCGACAACCCCUCGGCCAUUAUCGACGGUGUAACAAAUGGAACGGGCGUAGACGCUGCCGAUUUUGAGACGUACAACGAGGAUUGGAUGCACAAGUACAAGGGCCAGUCCAAGUUGGUGCUGAGACCAGGCACUACCGAGGAAGUCAGCAACGUCCUCAAGUAUUGUAACGAGCAGCGUCUGGCUGUUGUGCCUCAGGGUGGAAACACAGGCCUCGUGGGAGGCUCUGUCCCUGUUUUCGAUGAGAUCGUCAUUAGCAUGGCCCGCAUGAAUGAGAUCCGCUCCUUUGACGAGGUCAGCGGCUCUCUCGUUAUUGACGCUGGCUGUGUCCUUGAGGCUGUUGAUACGUACCUUGCCAAAAAGGGUUAUAUCUUUCCUCUCGACCUCGGUGCCAAGGGCUCAUGCCACGUUGGUGGAAACGUUGCCACAAACGCUGGCGGCCUGCGAUUGCUCCGUUACGGCAGUUUGCACGGCACUGUGCUUGGUGUUGAAGCCGUUCUGCCUAACGGUACCAUCAUCAAUGACCUGUGUACCCUGCGCAAGAACAACACUGGCUACGAUAUCAAGCAGCUCUUCAUUGGAGCUGAGGGAACUUUGGGUAUUAUCACAAAGAUCGCCAUCCAAUGCCCUCAGCGAUCACCUGCAGUCAAUGUUGCCGUUUUUGGAUUAGAGUCAUACGAAAAGGCUCAGCUUGCUUUCCGUGAGGCUAAGAAGCAGCUGUCAGAGAUUCUCUCCGCCUUUGAGCUGAUGGACGGCCGUAGUCAGAGAAUCGUUUCAGAGGUCAAGGGCCAGGAGCAUCCUCUCGAGGGCGAGUAUCCUUUCUACUGUCUCAUCGAGACGAGCGGCUCCAACAGCGAGCAUGACUACGCAAAACUUGAGGCCUUCCUAGAGGAUGUUAUGACCCGUGAGGUUAUUGCCGAUGGCGUCGUUGCCCAAGACGAGACACAGCUUCGCAACUUGUGGGGCUGGCGUGAGGGCAUCACCGAGUGCCUUGGCCACUGGGGCGGUACCUACAAGUACGAUAUUUCAAUCCCUCUUAACGAGAUGUACAAGCUCGUCGAGGACACAAAGGCCCGUAUGACUGAGGCUGGCCUAUUGGGUGACACACCCGACCACCCAGUCGUUGACGUCCUAGGCUAUGGCCACAUGGGCGAUUCCAACCUGCAUCUCAACAUUCCCGUGCGCAGAUACGAUCCCGCCGUCGAGAAAGCCUUGGAGCCUUGGGUAUACGAGUGGAUUCAGAAGCGCAACGGCAGCAUCAGUGCUGAGCAUGGCUUGGGAAUCGCCAAGAAGAAGUUCAUCGGCUACAGCCGAGACGACACCACUAUCGGUGUGAUGAAGCAGAUCAAGAACCUAUUUGAUCCUAAUGGCAUCAUGAACCCCUACAAGUAUAUCUGA